AGCCCCGCCCCGCGCGCGGCUCCUCCCGCGACCGCGUGUGGGCGCCCCGGGGACCGGAGCUCCGGCUCUGACCGUCCGGCGGGGGAGAAGCGCCGGCGCUCAUGGCAACGUGGCAGGGCGCGUUCGGUCUCGGUCUGCUCUGCCUGCUGCCGGCGGCCGUUUGGGGUGAGGGUUGUCUGCAAUAUGUUGAUCGUCAUGGCAAGACACAACCUGCAAAAUCCUGUCCCGACUUCUGCUGCGGAGAUUGCAGGCAUCAGUACUGUUGCUCGGAUGUGUUCUUGAAAUUUGGUGAAGAACAACAAUUUCAGUGUAAUCUGCUUGGUGGAAGGAGCACUGACUUGAGCAAUGUAAAUUACAUGCGGGUUUUUUCGGACCCUGAUGAUGACAUUCCUGGCCCCAGGGCAGGACAUGGAGAUGCAGGUCACACUAGUGCUCUCACUAGUGACAGGAAUAGUGACAGAUACAGACUACAGAGGCUUGGAGGUCUGUGUUGUAUUCUGAACAUGUCGUUAAAGAUCCAGGAUCAUCUUGACAAGCUUGCCAAGUUGGCUGAAGAAACAAAUGAAAUUGCUGCUGCAUUGAGACCAAGCAGUUUUGGAACCUUUGUUGCGAUUGGAAUUGGUAUUUUUGCGGUGAUUGCAGUUACUCUUAUUCUGUGCCUCACCUGCUCAUGUUGCUGUUUGUAUAAAGCAUGUCGAAGACCACGGCCUGUUGUCACCACCACGACGGCCACAACGGUGGUUCAUGCUCCAUACCCCCAACAACAGGGAGUGCCACCCAGCUACCCAGUCGCCCCAUAUCAAGGAUACCAGCCAGUGGCCAUCCAGCCACAGCCGGGCAUGCCGGCAGCACCCUACCCUGCACAGUAUCCCCCCCCUUACCCCAUGCAGCCGUCAGGACCCCCAGCUUAUCAUGAGACGAUGGCAGCUGGUGCGGGAGCACCGUACCCAGUCAGCCAGCCCCCGUACAACCCUGCUUACAUGGAUCCUCAGAAGCCCGUCUAUUGAAAAGAUCUUCUACUAUGCUUCUGCAUACAAAACUUUUAAAAGUAUAAUUUGUCCUGUUUACACUGUGCACCUGCAGUAUAUUUUUCUGGAAGACAGCAGUCUUUUUUCUCAGUAAAGUGAAAGUUAAUUCCUUAUUUUUUUUUUAAUGUGAGUAUGAGGAAGGAGUAUUUUUCUUGCAAAGGUUUUUAAUUUAUACCUCAAGCAAAUACAAAAAGAUGUUUUGUUCUAUAUACAAUGAGAAGAGCAUUGUCAGACACCCAAAGCUGUAGCAAUCUUUUGCACAGUAUUAAAACAUAAAGACUUAAUCUCUAAGAAACUACCUGAUGCAUGUUAUGUAUGUUUUGCCUGUUUUGAAGCUACUAUUGUUAGGUAAGCUAUAGUGUAAUACAUUUCAUGUACCACUCAGAAGGGAAUUUUCCUGUUUUUGAAACACAUUUGCCUUCAGUAAGGGGUAGCAAACCACAUUUAAUUGUCUUUGGACUAGUUGAUUUUUUCUAUGGUAAGUAGCAUAAGUUAAUAAUUUCCUUAUUUUCUUUCCCAAUUUUAAGGCUUUAAAACUGUGCCUUUAUUGGGUGUUUUCUCAGGCCAUUUUAAUUUAUAGCUAGAAAUGAGCAAGAAAACCAAACUCUCUGCCACUUCGUAGGACAAAUAGAUCAAAAGCUGAAAACCUGAGGAUUCUUGGUAAAAAUUGUUGGACAAGUAUUUGUUGUCCAAGUAUUAUUGGACAAUUUACUUAAGUUGUGUGUUGUUGAUGAGUUUGGAAGAAAAAUUAGCACCUUAAUCAUACGUUAAGCAGAAGCUCCUACCAAUGUUCAGUCCUGCCUCAUCACAGGGAAGGAAUUUAAUUUACAGGAGAGAUGUCAGAAGUAGAUUGGGGUUUUUAAAUGCUUAGGGUUUGUCACUGUCUGUAGUGAGAACCGCAGCUGGCAGGAACCUGGGGAUGACAGAUCUUUAUAAACUCAGUCUUCAUUUGAAUACUGAUAUGCAAGGGGGGAUAAGAAAUCCCAGCUCAACACACAGGAGAGAUUAAACCACCCUUGUCUUCAACAUUCUCAUAAAGCUGAGCAGAGAACGAGAAGUCAGGGAAAGGAAGAGUGGUAGGGUCUGGUCACAGCGAGGUAAGGUAUGUUCAACUAGGUAGUGCUUGCAGUCAUGAAACGUCCUGAGACAUCCCCACGACUAUUAUUGCUGUUUGCAAGGCUUUUGGCUCUGUACGCCCGGUAUUGAUCAAAAGAGUAAUGAUUUUUUUUUUUAGUGUACUUUACAAUUCUAUCUUUCCUAACAUUGAAAUAUAAUGUGUAAUUCCUCAGAAGAGCUGUCUAGUCCCUAUGUAUCACGGUGACAUAAUUGGUGAAAUAAUUUUGACGUAUCUCAUACACUGUUUUUACUUUCUUAGAGAGGCCAUUAGGCCAUAUGUCCUGCAAUUCUAUAUUUAGGGUGUAUUACUGUUUGAAAAACAUAGACAGUGGCAUUGUUUUACCUCAUGAUGGAUGGAAACUGCUGCUGUCAAAGGCAGCCUUAUUUCUCUUCCUGAUUUUUUACGUUUAUUUCUGGGUUAUUCCGAUUAUUUUUUCAGUAAAGUCUUCAAGGCAUUUCAGAAGAAACUUGUAGAAAAGCUUUAGCAUUGUGAUUCAUGACAACCUGUGCCCUUGUGUUACACCUUUCUAAGAGUCUUGAAGUUAAUGGCUAGAGUACAACCAAAAAUGGACAGUGUCUUCUGUAUGGGGGGUUAAGUGUUUCCCUAGAAAUCUGGAGCUUUUAUGCACAGGAGGGAGCUGAAUAACUGCAGAAAGGAUGGAGUCUGGCUGGUGAGGUGCGGCCAGCUAGCCGAGCACAGGGACAGUGUUCCCGCCCUGGGCUGUGUGAGGUGGUCACUCUGUACCUCUCCUUCUUUCCUCUUCCUGCUUUUGUCUGAUGUGACAAAGCACACAGUUUGUGACACUGUUAGUAGGGUUAUGUUUUGGUUAUAAAAGGAAAAUCUGCAAUUUCACAAGAAGUUGGCUCAGUCAUCUGCCAUCAUCCCAAAGGAACAGGUUGUAGGAAAGCAAAGUGACAACAAUAGAGGUCCCCAAAUCUGAAGUUUUCGUGUAGAUGUUGUACAGACCAAAUAAAUUGCCCUGAACCCCACUGUAUGUGGAGUGGUGGGAGGAGAUGAGGGAUAGGGUUAAAGAUCCUGAAAAUGUAUAGCUUUCCUUCAGUGAACAUAUGCUAAUAACUAUAUACAAGUGAAGAGGUGGAUCAUUACUAUAUGAGAAGUUACUUUAGUAGUAGUAUUACCACUUCAGUUACAAAACUCUGAAAGAAAAUGGUUCACCUUCCUCACUUCAUAAUUGGAGCGCCCGACCAGACAGAUCUCUUAUUGUUAAUGUAUGAAUCAUCAUUAACAAUGAGGCAUAGGACCAAAUUUUAUUAAGUUGUCGCCAUGCAACCCAUUGAAACUUGUUUUUAUGUGGUUAAGAGAAUGGGAUGGUUAUGGGAAAGAUGGAGAAGUUGAUCCAUAGACUUUUAGUUUAAGCACUGCUGAGUUGUCACUCCAAGCAGCCAUUGCCUUCAUGUUGAUGAGUCGGUUCUCCACAGGGGAGGGGGAAUGGAAUUAAAAUUUUAAAUGUCAAAAGAGUCUAUGUUCAUUUUUAAAAAUUCUGUAAGUGCCUUUGUUUCAGAAAUGUUUUGUGAAACUAAGUACAGUAGAAUACUCUGUACUGAAUUUACUAGAUAAUCAUUGUUGAUUUUAUUACACACUGUAACCUAGCUCUGUAUUUUGUUUGUCGUUUAAAUGUAAGUAUUCAAAAGAAAUGGCAUAAACUUUCUGCACCUUUGUAAUAAAUGCAGUGUUUUAAGUA
Molecule: messenger RNA, 3847 nt
Organism: Columba livia (rock pigeon)
Lineage: Eukaryota; Metazoa; Chordata; Aves; Columbiformes; Columbidae
Gene: SHISA5
Product: shisa family member 5
Exons: 7
Coding region: 102-1007 (301 amino acids)
Biological process (GO): positive regulation of canonical NF-kappaB signal transduction
Cellular component (GO): endoplasmic reticulum
Source: RefSeq, a predicted model, not a curated record